Exophiala mesophila is the source of this 866-nucleotide messenger RNA. Its product is annotated as deoxyuridine 5'-triphosphate nucleotidohydrolase. The record is from RefSeq and is a predicted model, not a curated record. NCBI's taxonomy places the organism in Eukaryota, Fungi, Ascomycota, Eurotiomycetes, Chaetothyriales, Herpotrichiellaceae. Gene Ontology annotation, biological process: dUMP biosynthetic process; dUTP catabolic process. The transcript has a single exon. The coding region runs from base 133 to 753 and encodes 206 amino acids. Gene Ontology annotation, molecular function: dUTP diphosphatase activity; magnesium ion binding.
UGGGGGGACAAUGAAUAGGUAGGAUUUCAAUGUCAAGACUAGGUACAUUGUCACAUACAACAACAGCAAAGGUGUCCAUAUCUAAUCCAUGACAAUUCCUGUCCCAUUCACAUAAAACAACACCUUAGAAUAAUGCCAACAUCGACCGCAACUACACCCCCUCCUCAAGCACAAACAGCCACAGUUCACUCACCGCCCACUGCAUCCAGCCCACCUCUCGCCAAACGAGUCAAGACAUCAGAACCUACCUCCAACACAACCACAAACACAAUGGCCGAGACCGCAACCGGCAGCAACGGUACUGCCGUCCCUAAACUCACCUCUACGUCUCAGCCCCCACUCCUAAUCAAGAAGCUAUCUGCCGAUGCCACAACCCCGACUCGCGGAUCAGCCUUUGCCGCUGGCUACGACCUCUACGCGAGUAAACCCAUCACCAUCCCUUCACGGGGCAAGGCUCUCGUGUCGACUGAUCUUUCGAUCGCAACCCCCGAAGGAACAUACGGUCGUGUUGCGCCCCGUUCGGGCCUAGCGUCUAAGAACUUCAUCGAUACGGGAGCUGGUGUCAUUGACGCGGACUAUCGUGGUGAAGUGAAGGUCUUAUUGUUCAAUCAUAGCGAAGUCGACUUUGAGGUCAAAAAGGGGGAUCGCAUCGCUCAGUUGGUCUUGGAGAGGAUCUAUACCCCUGAGAUCGUUGAGGUCGAGAACUUGGAGGAGAGUGUUCGUGGUGCUGGUGGUUUUGGAAGCACAGGUUGAACAUUGAAUAGUAUUUAUACAGGUUGGAACAGGAACCACAAAUUAGAAGAGACUCAACAUUUUACCUCUGUUGCUCACAACACGCCAUGUCCGGCUCUAUACACGCCUUUCGG